AAGCUGAGAGACGAGGGAGAAAGGAGGAUCGAAGGAAAAUAGAGUUCAAGUAAUGGCGGAUUACCAUUUCGUUUACAAAGAUGUAGAAGGAGCUUCCACUCAAUGGGACGAUAUUCAAAGAAAGCUUGGCAAUUUACCCCCAAAACCACCUGCUUUCAAGCCGCCUCCUUUUGAACCCGCAGCGGACCCGGAUUCUGCCCCCAAGGACAAGUCUUGGAUCGAUCAAAAAACUGAAGAAGAACUUGAAGAUCUCGAAGAUGAUCUUGAUGAUGAUCGAUUCCUUGAAGAAUACAGAAAGAGGAGGCUAGCUGAGAUGAGGGAAGCAGCUAAGGUUUCAAAGUAUGGAUCAGUGAUGCAGAUUUCGGGAUCCGGUUUCGUACAAGAGGUUUCACAAGCUCCUCAGGAUGUCUGGGUGGUUGUCCUCCUCUACAAAGAAGGAUUUCCAGACUGCACGGUGCUUCUGCGGUGCUUGGAAGAAUUGGCUGUUAAAUACCCAGCCACAAAGUUUGUGAAGAUAAUAUCUACCGAGUGCAUUCCUAACUACCCAGAUUGUAAUCUUCCGACUCUCUUGGUGUACAACAGUGGAGCAGUCAAAGCAAAUUAUGUCGGCUUGUAUAGUUUUGGCCGGCGAUGCACGCCCGAAGGUGUGGCCUUAGUUCUCUGUCAAUCAGAUCCUGUACUAAAUGACGGUCAAAGUGUCGGUGAGCGGUCUCAGAAAGCUGUUCUUGAAGGAGUUCGAAGGCGGUUUAUCGAAAAAAUUGUUACCGAGCAUGAGGAUCAGGACGAUGGAGGAUCAUCAAGUGAUUAGAUGUUCAGUACACCCAAAUUUUUCAUUUGCAUGGAGUAUGAUAUACUUGAAGCGUCUCAACCAUCAACACUUUCAUGUUGAGCCACUGUCGGUUGGGAAAGAUCAACAUUGACAGACUAUUGUAAUUUCUGGUUUCUAGCAGCUGUGCUGAUUUUUUAUGUUUUGCUGUACUCUCUGCUUUCAUAUCCAGUAAUGGAACUUACUGUGUUAUUAGUUUUGUUCUUUGGAGGUCGAACCUUUGCGAGCAGUAAACUCGGAUGAAAUUCUCAA
Molecule: messenger RNA, 1078 nt
Organism: Hibiscus syriacus
Lineage: Eukaryota; Viridiplantae; Streptophyta; Magnoliopsida; Malvales; Malvaceae
Product: phosducin-like protein 3
Exons: 4
Coding region: 53-808 (251 amino acids)
Biological process (GO): protein folding
Cellular component (GO): cytoplasm
Source: RefSeq, a predicted model, not a curated record